Molecule: messenger RNA, 1219 nt
Organism: Drosophila subobscura
Lineage: Eukaryota; Metazoa; Arthropoda; Insecta; Diptera; Drosophilidae
Exons: 1
Coding region: 1-1014 (337 amino acids)
Source: RefSeq, a predicted model, not a curated record
AUGCCACAUCAUCGACAGGCUGUCCUGGGCCUGCUGCUGCUCUCCCUUGCGCUGCAGCUGCAGUCCAUCCAAGCGGAUGUCGGCUACCACUACGACAGACCCUCGCAUCAGUCGGCACCGUCUGCUCCGUCGGCACCUGGCGCCAUCUACUCGGGUCAUCAGUUUGGCGCCUUGCCCACGAUCCAUCCGCUGCCACCGCUACCGGCGCUGCCGCCGCUACCCACCGCUAGAGUGCCGCUACCCAGGAUUCGACCCACUGCGCCCGCUGGCAGCAUUGUGAGCCACUACCUGCCGCCGAAACCUGCGGGACCCAUUGUCUCCACCUACCUGCCGCCGCCUGUGGCGUCGCCCAUCUCCUCCAUCAGCUUUCAUGGCCAGGCACCCACUCUGAGGCCCGUCUACGGUGCACCCGGCUUCGGUUACGCGCAGCCUCUGGCACCCACCGCUGCCACGCCCAUCGUGGUGCCCAGUGGGCCGGGACAAGUGCCUGCGGGAGGACCUCUGCGCAUUCCCUUCGGCAAGCAGGCAUUGAUCUCGCCCGGGGAGUCCUACGUGGCCAAUGGCAGGCAGCUCAAGCAGUACGCCGUCAUUGAGAUCAUCGACAACGACAUCGACGAGUCCCCGGCUCCGUUUCUGUCCAGCUCCAGCUUCUUCGAUCGCUAUGGAGCACACUUGGGUGCAGCCUCCGCUUCCAGCAAUGGCAUUCAACUGGACUCGCGUGCCAACUCCUUGCUGCUCGAACAGCAAUCCCUCUCCAUCCAGCCGCGCUCCCAGGGUCAGGGCCAGGGCCAGGGCCAGGGAGAUGCCAUCGCACUGGGUUCCGGGGGACUGGGCUUCGUGCGCCUGGCCAAUGGCAAUGUGUACUUGGGCUCCGGCUCCUUGGGCUACAUCAGCGGCCAGCAGCGCGUGGCCUCUGUGCUGGAUGCCCGCACUCGAUCCGAGACCACGCCCGACGCCCUGCACUUUGGCCACGGUCCGUUGGGGGGAGCAGGGAACUUCCUGAGGUUCAAGUAGAGGCUGUUGAGGGUUCCCUAUUCCCUUAUAACACACACACACGCACUCACAUAUAUAUAAUUUUAUGUGUAUCUUAUUGUAAAUAUGUAAAGUUCGCUCUCUUCGUUUAGAUUGUAAGAUUGCCGAAGUUAUUUGAGAUUCUUGUACAUUUUCCUAUGCAAAACAUCGAAACUUGAUCAAAUAAACACACAUCUAUUUUUAAUAA